This is a messenger RNA of Triticum turgidum subsp. durum (durum wheat), 2103 nucleotides long. NCBI's taxonomy places the organism in Eukaryota, Viridiplantae, Streptophyta, Magnoliopsida, Poales, Poaceae. The record is from the annotation of a GenBank genome assembly.
AUGGGCGACUCCUCGGUCGCCCCCGCCGGCGCGCUCGUGCCGUCGGUGCCCAAGCCGGAGCACGCGCCGUCCGCGGGCGACCCGGCGGCCCAGCUCCAGGCCCUGGCGGCGGCGGCGGCGGACGACGAGUGCGCGGGCGCGGGCGCCUCGCCGUCGUCCUCGCCGGGGGAGGGGGACGGGGCAGGGGCGGCGGAGGGGGCGGAUGCGGCGGGGGACAGGGACCUGCUCUGCCCGAUCUGCAUGGCGCUCAUCAAGGACGCCUUCCUCACCGCCUGCGGCCACAGCUUCUGCUACAUGUGCAUCGUCACGCACCUCAACCACAAGAGCGACUGCCCCUGCUGCGCCAACUACCUCACCAAGGCGCAGCUCUACCCCAACUUCCUCCUCGACAAGGUCGUGAAGAAAAUGUCGGCCCGACAAGUUGCAAAAACAGCGUCUCCCAUUGAUCAAUUCCGACAUGUUGUGCAACAGGGAAAUGACAUGUCAGUUAAAGAGCUAGACAGCCUUAUGACUUUGAUUGCUGAGAAGAAGAGGCAAAUGGAACAACAAGAGUCAGAGACAAAUAUGCAAAUAUUGCUAGUUUUCUUGCACUGCCUUAGAAAGCAAAAGCUUGAAGAGUUGAAUGAGAUUCAAACUGACCUGCAGUACAUCAAAGAUGAUAUAAGCAGUGUGGAGAGACAUAGGUUAGAUCUGCAUCGAACAAAAGAAAGGUACUCCAUGAGGCUUCGCAUGCUUUUGGAUGAACCUGCUGCAUCAAAGAUGUGGCCUUCGCCUAUGGAGAAACCUAGCAGUCCCUUUGUUCCCAACUCUCGGGCACCACCUAGCACAUCAUCUCCAGGGGGUUUAAAUAAUAGGAGGUUUGAUUUGAGAGCUCCGGCAAGCCAUCAAGGACAUCAAAGAAGAGAUGCCCUUGCCAGCUCAGACCCUCCCAAUCCCCCUAUACAGUCGAGUAAUGUUAUUGCUCGGAAGAGGCGAGUUCAAGCGCAGUUUAACGAACUUCAAGAAUACUACCUGCAAAGACGGCGUACUGGAGCGCAAUCUCACAGACAAGAGGAUGUUGUUACGAUGAAUAGAGAAGGUUAUCAUGAAGGUCUUGAAGAUUUUCAGUCUGUGCUUACAACAUUCACUCGAUAUAGUCGCUUACGUGUAAUUGCGGAACUUAGACAUGGAGAUCUGUUCCACUCAGCAAAUAUUGUAUCCAGUAUCGAAUUUGAUCGUGAUGACGAGCUAUUCGCUACUGCUGGAGUCUCGAAGCGUAUUAAAGUCUUUGAAUUUUCUACAGUUGUUAAUGAGCCAUCCGAUGUCCACUGUCCAGUUGUUGAAAUGGCUACCAGAUCUAAACUCAGCUGCCUUAGCUGGAACAAGUACUCAAAAAAUGUUAUAGCAAGUAGUGAUUAUGAAGGCAUAGUUACUGUUUGGGAUGUUCAAACCCGCCAGAGUGUGAUGGAGUAUGAAGAGCAUGAGAAAAGAGCAUGGAGUGUUGAUUUUUCACGUACAGAGCCCAAGAUGCUAGUAUCUGGUAGUGAUGAUUGCAAGGUCAAAGUGUGGUGCACAAAUCAGGAAGCAAGUGCCAUUAACAUUGAUAUGAAGGCAAAUAUUUGCUCUGUUAAAUAUAAUCCUGGAUCGAGCUAUUAUGUCGCGGUUGGUUCUGCUGACCACCAUAUCCAUUAUUUUGAUUUACGAAAUCCAAGUGCACCUCUCCAUGUUUUUGGUGGGCACAAGAAAGCUGUUUCUUAUGUGAAAUUCUUAUCGAAUAACGAGCUUGCAUCUGCGUCGACCGAUAGCACGUUACGGUUAUGGGAUGUCAAGGACAAUUGCCCGCUAAGGACGUUCAGAGGGCACAAAAAUGAGAAGAACUUUGUAGGACUAUCUGUAAAUAACGAAUAUAUUGCUUGCGGGAGUGAAACAAAUGAGGUUUUUGUUUACCACAAGGCUAUCUCCAAACCUGCUUCCAGCCAUAGGUUUCUGUCCACGGACCCGGACGACGCCGAAGAUGAUCCCGGGUCUUAUUUCAUUAGCGCUGUCUGCUGGAAGAGUGAUAGCCCUACUAUGCUAACUGCUAACAGCCAGGGGACCAUUAAAGUUCUCGUGCUCGCCCCUUGA